AUGUGCACUUUUUUCAUCAGAAAAUUUUCCAAAUUAGAAAUGAGAAGACUUUUGUAUAAAAAAGUUUAAUCGCAGCUUUUUCAUAGACUUUAACAAAUUGAUUGAUUAAUUUGUUCAUUAUGGUUGAUUACAUGUAUAAUUUAUGAAGAUCUUGAGAUGGAUGUAUGGAUAAUUCUUUAUUUUGGCAUUUAUUUUCUUCAUACUAUAACAAUAUCCCAACAGUAUCAAAAUUUGUCUAGGAAUGUUCAAGAUGCAUUUAUUCAGAAUAUUUUUGAUAAGGAUGUUGAUACUGGAAACUACUUAAGAAAUGAAGCAAAAGCUAUUUCUUCACAUCUUAGGAGAGUUGCCAAUCAAGAAUUGGGAGUUACAGUUAUGCAGUCAAUCUAUGAUUCUCUACCUUUUGUGGAUGCCACCCGCAAUAUAGAAAAACAAAUUGAAGAAAUGUAUGAGAGAUUACAUUUGAAAAUAGAAAAUUCUUUAGGAAUUUUAGAGAAAAAUGAGAUUGUUAUAGAAAAUUUGUACAGACAUCAUUUAAAUAUGCCAAUAUCUAAUUAUUUUCCUUGCUGUGAUAUGGAUACUAGAGGCCUUGUUUAUGAUGAUCAGUUUGGUAUUGAAAUAUCAAAAGAUGUUUCAUGUGAUUUAUUACCAAUAGCAGUGUUUCCAAAUCUUUUUUCUCCUGGUUCUAAUUUGUCAGAAGUUUUCCGUCAAAAUCUUGAAGAAUAUUCCACAAUAAAAUGGCAGUAUUUUAUAUCAUCAGAAGGAAUACAUUCUGAAUAUCCUGCAUAUGUUUCAGAUACAAUGUGUAAACAGGCUGAUACUUCAAGACAUAAAGAUAUUUAUUUAGGAACAGUACAACCUUUUACAAAAUACAUAGUUAUUGUCAUUGAUCAUGGUAAUUCUUUAAGUCCUCUGCAGUUAAAAACUGCAAAAGCAAUUGGAAAACAUGUUUUAUCUUUACUGUCUCAUAAAGAUAAAGUAACAGUUAUUGGGAUUGCUGGAGAUGUCAGCUAUCCGUAUGAUAAUUGCAUGUCUAGAAAAAUGUCUUCUGCAACUCAAGAAAUAAAAUAUUAUUUCAGCAGAUUUAUUGAUGAUUUGCAAAAAACCCCUGAUGCUACUAAUCAUAUUCUAGGUUUUAAUAAGGCAUUUGAAAUGAUGCAGCAUACACUUCCUAAAGAUGAAAAUGGAAUUACAAAGGAAGUUGAUGCAUUGAUUGUAUAUGUAAGCCGUGGAUUGUUAUCUUCCUUAACAGAAGCUAGAUCAGUACUUGAGAUUAUUGCAAAAGAAAAUAAAAAAAUUAGAAAUCAAGUUGUCAUUAAUACAUAUGUAGUUAUUGAUGAUGGUAAACCUGUUUUAUAUGAAAAAGCAUUUUUACAAGAUAUUGCAAACCAAAAUUAUAAAAAUUAUGACAUUCAUUUGUCAGAUGAGAAUGAUAUUAAACAAGGUAAAAUGAUUUCUGUCAAUACAAUAGAAAAUUUGAGUUUAACUAUUGGUGAUUUCACAUCAGUAUUUUCUGUUACUUCAAAUUCUACUACAGUUUUCUCUCUUCCACAUUGGGAUACUGUUGGAAAAGGAACAGUAAUUAGUAUCAGUAAGCCAGUUUUUCACAAUAAGAAAUUGGUUGGAGUUGUUGGAUUAGAUAUUUCUGUAGCUGAUCUGGCAGAAGAUAUAACAUACUUUAGUCAGUCAUCUAGACAAUAUGCAUUUUUAUUAGAUGAAUCUGGGAUAGCUGUGAUGCAUCCAUAUUUUACUCGUCCAACAUUUGCUAGUGAACAACCAAUGCAUACAGAUAUUAGUCAUUUAGAAAACAGAAUUGGCUUUCAGCGCAUUCGCCAAGCUAUCUUAGAUAAACCUGAAGGAGAACAAAAACUUCUGAUUGAACAAAAUUUUAUAAAAUCUUCAUUAGGCAUGAAACAAAAUUUUCCUAAAUUUGCUGUAGUUUCCUACAAAUGGAAGAAAGUAAAUGGAACCCCCUAUAUAAUAUGCAUAGUUACAAUAAAGACUGAUAAAGAAGAAAAAAAAUUGAAAAGUAUAUCUGUACCUACAGAGCCAACAUUUGUAUAUCAUCGUCUCGAUUUGUUACCACCACAUACCUUAUGUCGGCACAUGAAACAGUUAUCUACUCUUGAAGCCAGUACAUUGUUUCUUUCAGCUGGAGCAUUUCAAGCUCCAUUUCAAUAUUUAACACAAGAAGAAACUAAACAAAUUGCUCAAAGUUAUAUGGCUUAUCUAAAUGAUAAUAUUAAAUUAAUUGCUAAUCCUGGUCUAAAAAGUGAAGUACGUAAUGAAGUAUUGGCUAUUGGACGCAUUACAUCAGAAUGGAUUAAAAGAAUGCAGAAAAGUGAUAUCUCUAAAUAUAUAGUAAGAAGAUAUAUUGCAACUCCAAGUGGAAUAUAUCAAACAUAUCCAGGUUCUUUAGUUGACAAAACAUAUGAUCCAACAAGAAGAGAUUGGUUUAUUAGAGCUUUGGAAUACCCUGGAAGAGUUGUUCUUACAGCUCCUUAUUUGGAUAUUGGAGGGGCUGGAUAUGUUGUAACACUUAGUCAUACAAUAUUUGAAGGUAAACCUGCUGCAAUGCAUAAUUCAGCAGAUUUUGUUAAAGCUGUCAUGGGAAUGGAUUUUACUUUGGGAUAUUUAUAUAAAUUAUUAGUUGAUAUCAUGCCAGUUUGUGAACAAGAAAAAAUUACAUGCUUUGUUUUAGACGAUCGAGGUUAUUUAAUAGCACAUCCUGAUCUAAUAGAACCUGCUGGUAGAGGUCCUGUUGAACAACAACAUAUUACACACAAAGAACCAUUAGUUGCCAAUGAUAUUCUUAAUCAUAGGGAUUUUGUACAAAAAAAAGUUUGUAAUAAUUUUAAUGACAGAACUGUACAAAGAUACUACCAAUUUAAUACUAGUCUUCAAGGUGUUUUAACAAAUCUAGUUCAUGGUGAACAAUGUGCAAAGUAUCAAAUUGCUGCCGUACAGGGAACCAAUGUUUUCCUUGGCAUUGUUAAUCAAAGUUGCGAUCCAAUUACUGCUUUUUGUCCAUGUAGCAUGAUUGAUCGUCUUUGUCUUAAUUGUCACCGAAUGGAACAAACUGAGUGUGAAUGUCCUUGUGAAUGUCCACUAAUGACUAACUUGUGCACUGGACAGUUGGAGGAGGAAGAAAAUAUUUAUCCAAGUUGUCCACAUUUUCCAGAGGAACCUCAUUUGCCUGUUGUUGACGUGGCAAUUUUAGAUCCUUUAGAAAUGUGUUUUGAAAAUCAUUGCUAUGCUCGCAAAACUGAAAGUGAAUGCUUUGGAGUUCUUGGCUGUGAAUGGUGUCAAAUUGAUAGUGAUGGCUUAACAUUAUUAAAGAAAAAAUUUUGUACAGAACAUAGAAAAUGUUUUGGAGGUAUUCUUGGUGCACGAACCCCAUAUGCUGAUGAGAUCAUUGGACUACCAUCAGAAGAAUUUUUCACUAUUAAAAGUACACCAGUUGGUCCAGUAGCUGGUGGAAUUAUGGGAUGCUUUUUAGUAUUGGCUUUAGGAGUGUACUGCUAUCGCAAUCAUGUAAAUCGCAGUUCUUCUGUUCAUUUUAUUUCUUCCACUCCUGGUACAACUAUCAGGAUGUCACAACUUGAUAAUGAACUUGAUGAUUUAGAACAUCGUGAAGAGCCAAUUAAUCCAGUUUGCCGUUCCAGUGUUGUACUUGCAAGCUUUGAAAAUGCAGCUCUUUCACCAUAUCGUAUAAACACCUAUUAUCGUCGUCCACCAGGAGGAGAUAGUGAUAAUGGCUAUGGGACAAUGACAACCCACGAAGAGUCUGAACACAUGCCAUGUGUCGAACCUCUAAUAGGUAGGGACUAUCCUAAAAUACUUGUAUCUCAACAUUCGACGAGCAGUUGUAGCACAUCAUCGUCGGCUUCUCGUCCUUUUUCAAACCCAGGACUGGCACCUUUCAGCAGUUCAGUAAAUCUGGCCCCUUGGAUGGUAAAUCACUUAAUUGCAAGAGAUCCAUCACAAACUGUUGUUUAUACUGAGGUGCCACAGUAUGGGUGUCAUGUUUUGACUCAGGCCCAAGUACAUGCAAUGGAAACUCACUAACAUUUGUAUAUGUUGUAAAUAGUACUUUUUAUGACAUAACUGAAUCCAUCCAAACCAAAAGUAUUCAUUGUGAAAUAUUAUAGUUUAAUUCUUAAUUUUUUGAAAUAUUAUUUAAAAUAAUUGUUUAUGUGCAAUGUUUUAUCUUUAAAAUCUUCCUAUUUAUAAUAGUCAGAGCUGCACAAUCAUUUUUCCCUUGUGCAACCAAUGUGCCUUUUUUAUGUAACAGUAAACAGUUUAUAUAUCUUUAACCAUAUAUCAUUUAAUGAUUAAAUUGAGUAAAGUACUCUUACUAUAUUUAAUACUGUAUGUUAUGAGAUAGUAUGAAUGAUUUCAUUCCUGUUUAAAUUGUAGACCUUUAAACCUUGACUUCAUAGUGCAGUUUUCAUAGUAUUUUCACUAACAAAUAAUUGUGCUUUUUGUGCACAUUUUAAAGUAUACUUGCACCUUUUUUAAUGUCUGAUCCUAAUAAUGUGUGAUUUACAGUAGAACAAAUCAAUUACUGUAUUUUUGCACAUGGAAAUUUAAAAGAAAAAUUUAUGUGUACAUUUAUAUGACAUGUUAAAUGUGUUUUAUUUUUAAAUAUAGUAAAAUAGAGAGUUUUUAAGACUGUGUUGCCAAAAAUAUUUUUAUUUUUAUAAUUAAAAAUUAUACUUUUUAUGCAUUUGUUUUUACAACAAAUUUUUGGAUGGAUCAUAUACUCAUUUGAAAUUUUUGAGAUUAUGAGUUUUGAAGUAAAAAUGGGAAUAUGAGAAUGAAAUGUUUACCUUAGUUUGUUAGCAUUUACAUUGAAAAUUCUUUUUUAUAGAUUUAAACUUUGUUAUUUCCACCAAAUAGAAGUUUUUGUAUGUGUAUAUUAUAAAACAUAUUUACAAAUCUAAACUUUAAAAAAAAAAUUACAAAUUUACAAGUGAAUAUGAUAAAUGUGCCAUUUUUAUUCUGUACAUAGUUGUGAAUGAUGAGAAGCCAAAUAAAACUAUUAUU
Molecule: messenger RNA, 5046 nt
Organism: Centruroides sculpturatus (bark scorpion)
Lineage: Eukaryota; Metazoa; Arthropoda; Arachnida; Scorpiones; Buthidae
Product: VWFA and cache domain-containing protein 1-like
Exons: 1
Coding region: 157-4065 (1302 amino acids)
Cellular component (GO): voltage-gated calcium channel complex
Molecular function (GO): voltage-gated calcium channel activity
Source: RefSeq, a predicted model, not a curated record